UGGUUCCUGUGCCAGCUGCAGCUGGUCCUCGCUGCCCCAAAGGAUUGGGGCUGAGACCGCCCCACUCAUCACACAUGUAAGCCCCCAGCACCCCCAAGCUGAAGGAUCGGUGGCCCAGGAGCAGCCCCCCUGUGGCCUUUUUCUGUCUGUCCCCACGGCAGGAGCUACUUACAGCACCGAGAUCCACCAGGGCACAGCCACAGCAGCACUCAGGGAGCACCCAUAGCCCUUGGCCAACCUUAAAUAACCUGCCCCGGGGGUGUGGUGAGCCCCAGGUGAGGCUGCUGAGGACGAUUAUGGGCUGGCAGCGCCCACCUGAGGAUGGCAAUGUGGCCCUUCACGGCCUGCAGCUGCCCAGGUUCAGUGUCACCGGGGGGUGGCUCUGCCUGGCUGGUGGUGCUGGUGCACCCGUGGCCACCUGCAGCGCUUCGCGGAGCGGUGGGGUCUGGUUUUCAGCCCACACUGGACACGUAGAAGAAAUAACGAGAGAGUGUGAGUGCUCGCCGGCAGCAUGCCGCUGGUGAAGAGGAACAUCGAGCCCCGGCACCUGUGCCGGGGGGCUCUGCCCGAGGGGGUGACGAGCGAGCUGGAGUGUGUCACCAACAGCACGCUGGCUGCCAUCAUCAAGCAGCUGGGCAGCCUCAGCCGGCACGCUGAGGACAUCUUUGGGGAGCUGUUCAAUGAGGCCAACAGCUUCUACAUGCGGAUGAACUCGCUGCAGGAGCGGGUGGACCUGCUGGUCAUCAAGGUGACGCAGCUGGACUCCACCGUGGAGGAAGUUUCUCUGCAGGACAUCAACAUGCGGAAGGCGUUCAAGAGCUCCACGGUGCAGAACCAGCAGGUGGUUUCUCGCAACUCCAUCCCCAACCCGGUGAUGGAGAUGUACCAGCGCUGCGACAAGCCCCCACCGCUCAACAUCCUGACGCCGUACAGGGAUGACAAGAAGGACGGCCUCAAGUUCUACACCGACCCCUCUUACUUCUUCAACCUGUGGAAGGAGAAGAUGCUGCAGGCGACAGAGGACAAGAGGAAGGAGAAGCGCAGGCAGAAGGAGCAGCGGCUGGUGGAGGACUCCACCCGGGAGGUGAAGAAAGUGCGGAAAGCCCGCAACCGGCGCCUGGAGUGGAACAUGAUGGCAUACGAUAAAGAGUUUCGGCCCGAUAACAGGUUCUCACCAUCCCCAUAUCACAUGGCGUCAUCGGAAGGAUCACUGUCCCCAGACAAUAGGUCCUACGCCUCGGACGCCGCCGACCACUCGUACCCGGCGAGCCCCAACCACCCGGCGCAGCUGCUGGCCCCCGCCGCCCACCUGCCGGCCGAGCACAAGGAGGGGGUCCUGGCGGCCGUGCCCCCCCAGGAGCACGUCUACCGCCCGCCGGCGGGCAGCCGCCAGAACAGCCUCAACCGUGCCCAGGCGCCCCACGCGCCGCAGCCCCCCGAGGCCGUGCUGAACGGGCCGAGGCCGCACUUGGUCAAGGAUUUUGGCCCGCAACCGGUGCCGAUGGCGGAGUACUUCGUGCCGCCCGCCCCGCCGCCCCCACCGCCCGUCAUCCCCUCGGCGCAGACCGCCUUCGACAGCCCCAUGGCGGCCCCCGCAGCGCUGCCCCCCGGCGCGGCCGCCCCCCCGUCCUACGCGCCCUCGCCGCCGCCCCCCGCGCCGCCCGGCCCCUACUCUGCUUCCCCGCCGCAGGCCGGCCCCAUGGGCCCCCCCGUGGCCCCGCCACCACCACCACCGGGGCCCCCCGCGCUCGCUGCCUCGCCAGCGCACUCAGUGUCACCGCCGGCCCCCGCCGCCGAGCCGCGGAAGCCGGCCAUCCCGCUGAUGCCCAUGAGCGACGCCCGGAGCGACCUGCUGGCAGCCAUCCGCAGGGGGAUCCAGCUGCGGAAAGUCCAGGAGCAAUGGGAGCAAGAGGCCAAGAAAGAGCCCGUGGGCAAUGACGUGGCCACCAUCCUGUCCCGCCGGAUCGCGGUGGAGUACAGCGAGUCGGACGACGACUCGGAGCUGGACGAUAACGAGUGGUCAGACUGAGGGGGCCGGGACCGGGCUGGCGGGGAGCUGCUCCGCUCCAGGUGCGUACCUGGGUGCCCACACCCGCCAUCAGCCCCGCUAAUUCAGGAGCUUUUGCUUUUUACACCAUGUCGAAAACCAUGUCGGGCAGCGCUGGAGGCUGUGCACGGGUAGGACGCGCCUCCGGGGCGGUGAGGCCAGGAAUUAGCAGCACCUCCGCGUUUAAUGAUGCUGGAAAUGCUCUGGCACCGGUAAUGCACGGCCACAGGGUGGCUUUGUUAGGGAAACGACACCACGAGGCAGUAGGGCUUUUGCAGCUAGAUGUUAAACGCGUAACGGGGAGACCGAGGUGUUCGCAACCUCUGAGCCCGUUCCCAUCCUCGGGACCAGAUUUUUGGGAGAAAAGCAUGAAGGCAAGGCUCGUGCAGCUGGCACACACGUGUCCUGGGGGCAAGGGGCUGGGGGCCAUGGCCCAAAAGCCCUGCAACCCUUGGCCUGACUGCUAAAGCACUGCAGUUUUAUCUGACGAAAAAAAAAAAAAAAAAAAAGAAAAAAUGCUGCUCUUAGGUAAACCCAAACCACUAAAACAGAGCGACGCUCGGUCUCGCUCUCUCGAUUUGCACUUUGUAGCCCCACUAAUGCCACUAGUACAGUCAAGGACAAUCCCGUCCCGGGGCACUGGCCUGAUGCCGCCUGCUCCUCGUCCCCAAAGCACGGCGCCGGUGGGGAGUGCAGGAACGGGGCCCCGCCACCGUGCCAAAAAUACCAGUUUGCUCAUCAAAAUAGAGCAUGAUUCAUAGCUGCCUUUUCACGCAGCUAUUAAGGGAGGAUUCGCGGGGCUGGGGGCGCAGAACAAAUGGGUGUGAAAUACUGAAAAUAUCGCAGCCAGGGGUGAGGAUCUGCAGAGGGCUGGAAGAGGCUCCCCACCAGCAGAGAACAGGGCCAGGAACAGGCGCGGAGCCAUCUGACACAGCCACCUGGCCCUCUCUGCAUUCCCAUAUACUGUGAGCCCCAAAAUGGGGGAGAAACCUGCAUCCUACCCAUUGCAUCACUUCUGGGGACUUUGUGCCCACCUCCCCAGCAGCUGGGUAGGUGAGCACAUCGGUAAUGUUCCCAGUCCCUGGGAGUGAAUCGACCUGUAAAGCAGAUGGGAGGAUUUGGCUGGGACCCAAAAGGCUCAGGGAGGCUGAUGCUUCCUUAUAUCUGCCCUGAGAACUGCUGGUCUUGAAGGACGCCCUGACUAUGUGCUCAUUUCUCCUCAGGAGAAAAAGAGAGACCCUCUGUGGUGAGACACAAUGAGCAUAGCCCCCAGCUUAGCUGCUAAGAAACAUCACCGUGAACCCUUGCCUGUGCUGAGCGACACAAAAUAGCCUAUCUGUUUUGUUUAAUGCAACGCUUCCCAUUUCUCUGCACCCCACUGACUCCCCCAGAUGGGACUCCAGCAGCACAGCAGGCUCCUCUCCCCCCACCACCACAAAUUUGGCCACAGGGGCUGGCCCCACGGGCAUCAACGCAGUGCUGAGCAGGGCUUGGGCCUGGUGCAGGAGAGGGCCAGAGUGUCUGGGGAAGGAUUUAAGGUUGGAAGCGAAGUCUGUUGGUGUUAGCAGUUGUUCUGCACCCAUUUCUGCCCUGUGACGGGCCACAGACCUGCAUUUGCUUCCCCAUUUCCUUCAGGGAAAUGCCCCUUGGCAUUAGCACGGCUGGAGGAGCUGCACAGAAAGCCCUUGGGGUUUUGGCCUGGUCCCGGUGCCCAUCCCACUGGACCCACCACCAUGUCACAGCGGGGGUCCCUUUGCAGAGCAGCUGGGAUGUGACCUGGAGAGAGAUCAGAAGGAAGCCUUGUUUAAAAAAAAAGAACAAAAAAACAAUCCAGAGUAACAUUUAAGCAGCCAGCUAUCAGUACUUACUGUGGAAGUGUUAAUACUGAGGCAAGCACUGUGCUGUUUGCAUGUACAAGGAGAAUGGUUAUUGGGGUAAUUCAGCACCAGAUGAAUUCCCCUGGAGGGAACAGCAAGGGGCUGCCCUGAGCCAUUGGGGUGCUCGUGGGGACCCCGUGCAGGGCUGGGAUGCUGCCAGGACAUCUUGUUGUCACACGGGGACAGGGAAGGGCUUUGGGGACAUGUGGGGCUGGCUCAUCCCUCGGGUCUGUGGGCAUCCCCGUUCUGGGGAGCAGAGCUGUUGUGGUGGGGACUGGAGAGGAGCUGGGUGCCCCCACAAGGCCAGGUCUUUCCCCAGGCCCUGGCUGUGCUCUGGCACAACAGCCAUGCCAUAACUCCAGAGGGACUUGCUGUGGUAGCCCCCAACAGCAGCAGGAGUUUGCAGGGACAAUCCGGACCCACCACCUCCUAGCAACCCCGUGGUGCUGGGGGCUGGAGCCAUCAUCCCCGUGCUGUUAUUAGGGUCAGUGCCAUCGCAUGGCAAAGCACUCGACAAUCACACACUGAAGCCUUGCUUGCCCUGCAUGGGUUGUGUUGGUGGAGCAGCCUCACGGUGGCAGAGAGCAGGGCUCGCCCUCAUUUCUCACAGCUUUACAUUCUUACCCCAUUCCUGGGUGUCCCAGCACAUCCUCACCCUUCACACUCUGCCCAAGGAAGCUCGCAGCCCCUAGUGACCAUCCCCUUUCACACAGGGGGCCAGCAGUACCCUCUGCUUGCAGUCACCCUAAUCCAGCUCUUCCCAGGCCUUGGCUGCACUGCAGCUGUCUUGAUACCCCAAACAGGCAGAUACCACGGGUGACCUUCCCAGAUAGAUGUCCUCAUUGCAGCUCGUUGCUCUGGGUUCUCAUGUAGUUGGUGAAGAGGUGACCAGUACAGGCUGUGGACACCCAUUUCUGGCCUGACCAUAGCACACGUGCUCUCCCCAGCUCUCCUGGCAGCAUUACAGGGCAGAUGAGCAGCACGUGGUGGCACUGAGAGCCCCAUUCCCACUCCCACAAGGCCAGCUCUGCUGGCAGAGCAGCCUCUGCGGUGCCUCGACACGCUCAGGCACCUUUGAGGAUGACCACCUUCAUUUUAGGCACACUCACCUAAUUUCGACCAGGUCACCUCUGAAACCCAACACGAGCUCUUUGGGUGGUGUGGGCCAGGCUGGCUCUGCUGGAGGUGGUUGUGCCGUGCUAAUUAACUCUGGCUGGCUGACCCACAUGCUGCACACUCCGUGUUUUGUACAUAUGUGCCUAUUUCUGUAUACUCCUCCAAAAGUAGGCCAUGCCGCAUUAUACAACCUGAAAUGCUCAAAUCCCCAUGUGGGCUGAUAUAAAAGUGAAUAUUUAAAUAUUUUUAUCUAACUUGGCAGCCAUUAAAAAAUACAAUCCAGGUCACGGAUGAUUGAAUUGCUCCUCUCUCUCAAGUGUACCCGAAGUGGGCUGAGGAGAUCCUCCUGUACAUUAAGGGAUCGCAUUCCCUGCAAAAAUACGGCAGUGACGUUUCGUUGCCAGCAGAUAAUCACAGAGUGCCAAACAUUUAAUGAGCCCAACCGAUCUCCUGAGAGCUCCCCUUGCCAUUUUAUCUGCCUUCUCCUCCUUGCCAAUUUAUGGGCACAGAUUAAAAAUAAUAAAUAAAAGGCUGCCAACAGGGGGAAGUGUAUUCGGUGCGCAUACAAAUGAAUUAGGCUUGAGUCAACCAAAGAAUAAAUAAGCUGGUUUGAGUCUGCUUAGAGAUAUUAGCAGAAGACUCUAGUCCCCGAGGUCCAUCAGGAACCUCUCAGGCACCUCAGGUUUACCUGAUGAGGGACAUUUUGGAGACUGCGGUGCCCGUGGUACGCUGUCUGUGAGGGCUGUGUCAGCUCUGAAGUCUGGUCUAGCUGAAGUCUCGUGAAGGUCAGCGGAGGUUUGGUAGUGGUCACAUCCCAGCUUCUCCUUGAUCUCAGGUGAGCUUUGGGCUUGCUGUUGGUGCUGGCAGCUUAGAGGAUAAGUGUCCUGAAGGAAUCAAAAGGUGGUUUCUAGUUUGCCACCCUAGGCAGAGACCUGGGGAGGAGCGAGCAUCAUUGCCUAUGGGGGCUCCUGAUUUUGCACUUAUGCUUGCCACCAGGAUGAAGACUUCCUGGGCAAAACAAGACUGAGCACAGCUUCUCCAGGGAGCUCCCUCCAGAUAAGAGCCCUCAGAUUUCCUCCCACUAAUUUUUCCACCUGUACAUCCUUUUCAAGGCCCUGACAGCUGAAACAGAAGCUUGCAGGCUCCUCUGGGAGCAGAGCAUCAACACCUUUCCUUUAAUGACAAAAGGAGGUUUCACACAGAGGGAGACAGGCUUUGCAGCAGCAGAGGUGCUGUUUUGUUUUGGAGGGUGCUUUCCAGAGGUGUGUGGCCAGCAGGAGUCCCCACACUAUGUCCCUGGGGAUGGAGCACGGAGGGCAGCUCUCCCCAUCCGCUCGUUGAACAUCCUCCAGCACAGGAUGCUGGCAAGGGGAGCUUAGGCUGGUUUUGGGGGUUUUGUUUUUUAUCAUUCCUGUUUUUUCUCUAGUAGUAGUUACUUAGGGGUAAAGUUUUCUAGACUGGCAUGUCACUUUACAGAAUAACAAAAAAAAAAAAAAAAAACAAAGGACAAGAACUCUGUCCUGAGGAGCUUACAGUUUACAGCAAAGACCAUAUGACCUGCACUGCACUUUAGAAGCCACAAUUGUACAAUUGCUCUCAUACCCAUGAAUUUACCCUCCCGACCGGGCAGCAGCACCUCGAGGACCGUUGUCCCUUCCCUUGGUGACCCCACAACCAGUACCACAACCACAUCCCCCUGCCAUCAGCAAGGCUCUCCCAUCUCCCCGCCAUCCCCCCACAGAAGUGCCUGAGCAAAGCAUGGGAGUGACAAAACCAGCGUGUUUUGCCCGCAUAUAGGUGGCCGUUCCCUUGGGGGUGCCUUUUCCAGCCUCCCCCCAUGCCACGUGGGGCUGUGCUCCUCUGGUAUGCCCAUGCAGUCCAUGUGAUGCCCUCCUUCAGGGGUUUAUACCUAAGCCUAGGCUUUGAAAUGCUUCAGUCUUUGAGAACCAGAAGGGAUUUUUUUAGUGAAUCCCAUCUUUUAACAGACCCCAGGCUCACUCACAUAGGCUUCACUUUCUCCAGGUGAGAGUUGUGCUUGCAUCUUACUGGGAAGAUGGGGAAAAGACAUGCUUCAGAGGGGGGAUUUCCCCAAAGCUUUCAGUUCCCUGCCCUCAGAAGGGGCAGCAGGAGGUCCCUUGGCUGGGGACCAUCCUGGUGGUGGCACCAGGCCAAGGCAGGGCCUGCAGCAAGGGACAGGCUCACACUGCAGGAUGCCCUUAGGCUCUUCCCAGAUGGGACACACUUGGCUAUGGUGUCCCUUGAAGGACACAUUGAUGUGACAUUAUCAAUCUUAAUCUCUGUCCCAUGCUGAGACAGGGGCUCUGAGGCCACAGAGCCCUCCAUAACACCACACAAUGGCAGACCAGCCAUCUUCCCCUUCCCCCAGGGACAUCUCUCCUCACAGAGCUCCCUCGAUAGCCUUGUGCUUUUAGCAGGACACUCUUAAGUCUGCUGUUGCCUGUUGUGUCCGGGGUCUUGUGAGCCCAUGUGGUGGGAAGUGAGCCCUGCACUCCUCAGCUGUGGUGACAAUGUCAAGGGACCAUGUCAGCCCUGGGGGACUGGCUCCAUGCUAGAAUUACCACAGAGCUGAAGGCACUGAAAUGGUAGAGGAAAGGGAAGGAAAUCAGCAUGUCAUUUUUGGGAGGCUGGUUGUACUCCCACCACUCUGUGCAAGAAUAUCUCAGGUAGGUAAAAGGAAGGGCAGCAGGGAGAGCAGCCUGGUCCCCAUGCCACUGUCAGACUGAAACAAGGCCUGGGCCUGAGCUGUGGCAGCAAAGUUAAAUCACAUCUCAGGGAAGGUGAGGAUGGAGGGACUCAGACAGGUUUCUGCCACAGGAGGUCUUUGAGAAGUAGGUAGAUGGACACCAGAGAGAGGGGCACAAGCCCUGAGCCUGUUUGGGGCCAGGGGAGUGGCGUGGAGGUGCCUGUGGAGCACCUCAUCCAUCCUGGUGGGUCUGCGGUUCUGCCUCAUCCCCUUCUUCAGGCUUGUAGCACCACAACCUGCAGAGCCACCCUAGCAACCUGGGUACAUCCCCCCAGCUUUGUUGCCCCUUUGCAAUUUUUUUUUUUUUUUGACCCUCAAAUAUAAUAAAGAUUAAGCAUACUAGAUUAAGAUGUGAACUUUAAGAUGUGAACUAACAGCAGAAAACCAGGACACGCAGCUGGCACCACUGAUGUCCACAGACUGCAGUGUGUAUGCAACACUGGCACCAUAAGGCCAGCACCUUAAAAGUUACCCAUGGAUUUGGGAUAGCUCAGGUGUGGGAUCUAAAAAUAAAUAAACCCCCCACAAAAAUAAAACCAAGGGAAAAAAAACUUACACUGAUUGCCAGGAGAAAAAAAAUCCAUUCUGCCUUCUUCUGCUAGAGAAGCAAGAGAAAAAUCAGAGCCCAUGUUAUUUUCCAGCUAGCCUACAAAAAAAAAAAAAAAAAAAAAAAAAAAAAAAAAAAACACAGAGCAGUUAUCACCAUAACACUUCCAAAAUUGAGUUUAUAAGAAACCAAUUCACAAGAACAAAACAAAAAGCACACAAAGUCCUACUUCAGCAGGGUCUCCUGCCCUUGUAGGAAGGUCUUUUAUCCCUGAAGGCCCCACCUCAGCUCAGGUGCUUCAAAUCCCAUGAAUUUUCACCCAUUUCGGGUGUUUGUGUAUGCCUGAUGCCUCAGCUGGGAAUACUUCCUCAGCAGAAAGUCACUUGCCAUGGAAAAACUAACCAUACAAUUCCUGCAUUAGGAAUAAAGUGGGAUUUGAGUUACCAGUGAAGUUACCGUGAUGCACGUGGAGGGACUGUUGCUUCCUCUAGAGGUGCUCUGGAGGAGGAGAGGUGCCACUGCUGGCCUCCCAAAAGCCAUCCUGGUAUGAGCCUUGAUCCCAGAACCACCAAGCUGGUUUUACCCUGAGAAGCUCCAGCUCUGCAUUCAGCUCUGUCCAGUUUCCCACAAACGGGGCCUUUGUGGUGCCUUUCUUCGCAGAUCAGAGCAGUUUAGGACAAAGAAAGAAAAUCCCCACCAAAAAGAAACCUUUUGCUCUGAAACAGCAUUUUUAGGGCUGUUUUGGGGUUGAUGGCUCCUUGUUUUAAUAGACUCCCUUUUGGGGGCUUGCCUGGGGGAUCCUGAAGCAGAAGCCCUCUGGUGUGAAUUUGGGUCGGUGCCGCAGCGCGGAUCCUGCUCCAGGUCAAACACGGGGCUUGCAGGAGGGGAAGCUGGCAGGCAGCGGGGUGGGAUUAUCGUUGACACAAGUGCCUUUUCUGGAGAUCCCCACUGCAUUUCCAAGGAGCUCCUGGGGGUUUGGAGCAGUGGGUGGUGGAAGUCCGGCGGUGAGCGUGCCCGUCCCCUGCCAGGGGGAAGGGGCAGAGCAUUUCUGGGCACUGGUGUGUGUUUGUGAUGCUCAGCCUGCCCUCGCCCAGGCGAAAACCUGGACAAAACCCUGAGCUGUCCACCAGGAUUCCUCCUUCCCUGCACCUGAGAUUUUAUCCCAGGGCAGUUCUUGCAUCAGUUUUUACUCUGAUCUUGGCCAACCUAAGGGAUACCCGCUCUGGCAACCACACAUCUCUGGGGGCAAAAACAACACCUUGGGCAGGGGACAGACCCCAAAAGCACACAGCAGGGCUGCGGGAAGGACGUAAAAAAGAAUCCCUGCUUUGCUGCAAGACAUGCUCCUGCUGGUGGGUUUGUCCCAGGGUGUAUGCUGGGGAGCCUUUCUCCUCCUCCUCCUCCCCCAGAUGCAGGACUGAAGCCAUGGGUUUCCACCACCUUCAGCAGGAGCACGAGCACCUCUGGGAAAGGCUGGCAAAGGGCAUUUCUGCCUCCCCAACCCUGCUGGAGAGGCUCAGGGCAGGGUGUCUCCAAGGGGAAGGCACAGCGGCAUGUCAGGGACAAGGACAAUGUCCUGGUGGCACCUCGUGCCUGGCAUCGGGGGGGCUCAUCAGCUGGCGGGGAUGCCCUGAUGCUCCAAAAGGCUCAUUUUUUUUUAAUACCGGCAGACAAACCACCAGCUUUUCCUUCAAUUUACCACUUGAUAGAAGCAGCUGACGGGAGACGGGCAUCUCUCCCACGGGAGGGUCACACAUUGCAGGCCAUAACCUGAUUUCCAUUAUUAUAUAGUUGACAUUAAAGAAGAAAGAGUCGUUCACUGUCUAAUGGGGUCUUUUAACCACGUGCACUUAGUCAAUAGGUGAGUAGAUGUUGCUGCUUGUAUCUAUCUACCGUACACAGUCGCUACGUGUGAACAAGUGUAUUUCUCCCCGGUGUUGUGGGUGUCCUGCCUGUCGUGACACUAGGACGGAAAGGUAGGGACGACGCUGGUCGCGGGACGAGCUUUCUUCUGUACAGCGGAGAGAGGAAGCCUGCGGAGAGCCGAAGCACCGCUUGUAACUACAUUUGUUAAAACGUCAUAUGACAUAAUCCCGAACCGUUGACACUUUAUGCAUGUGCUAAUUAAAAAAAAAAAAAAAAAAAAAAAAAAAAA
Anas platyrhynchos (mallard) is the source of this 10506-nucleotide messenger RNA. Lineage: Eukaryota; Metazoa; Chordata; Aves; Anseriformes; Anatidae. The record is from RefSeq and is a predicted model, not a curated record.